AUGCAGUUGGAUGUGACCGUCUUCAGCCCAGAGCUCUCUGCUAUUCAAUGGAUUGGAGUUCUCGUUUACAUAAUGCUCAUGCUCACUGUUAAAGCUUUUGCAUGUGCUAAAAGUACAUCUGCUCGAUCAUCACAACACAGCUGUGUAACGAUACAACUUUCAAAUACGAACAUGAACCACACAACGCAUUCAAAACCUGAAAAAAUGGUAGCUAAUGAGCACACCGCCAAAGCCCAUAACCUGAAAGGUAAACUGCCCGAAGGGAGCAUGGAAUCUUUGGCAACAACCAUUCGUUUCGUGACGCUGAACUGCCGAACACUAUCGAGUGAACUCCAACAAGCCGCUCUAUCCACACUUCUGCGAUAUUUCUGCGUGCCUUUUGCUGCACUGCAGGAAACACGCAUGAGAGAUCGGCCCGUCAUCAGCAUCGAAAAUUACACCAUAUACUGCGGCGAUGCUGAUGAGAACAAACUCGACUACAUUCUGGCGAGGAACAUUCCUCAGUCAGAUAUCCGGAAAUCUAGAGCUGUUUGGGACGUCGCGUUCGACUCUGACCACCGUCCAGUUCUUCUCAGCUUUAAGAUACGGUUCCAGAAGAGAAACCGAGGAGUUCCUCUUCAAUGGGAAAUCGACAUGGCAGGUCUGAAAGACGAUGAAUGCAGAAGAAAAUUCCGCCAACGUGUGUCCAUUCAUGUUGAAGUACGGACCAGGAAGAAGCUUAGCGAUGCGGAUUCCUUCACAAAGUGCUUUCAGGACGCUGCAAAGGAAACGCUCCCGGUUCUAUUGCCGCGGAAGAAGUUUGCCUUUGCAUCUGCGGUAACAAAAUCCACAUACAAUUCUGUAUGUAUCGCGCGCAGCGCUGGUGACUUCAACCAGGAAAAGCGUCUUAGAAGGAAGCUGCGUCGUCAACUGCAACAAGACCGCGAUAACGAGUGGACGUCGAGGGCGAUGGUGUUUGAGAAGGCGUGGGAGACAGGAACCCGCGGAAAGCCUAUGCUCUACUAA
Necator americanus (New World hookworm) is the source of this 1005-nucleotide messenger RNA. RefSeq lists its product as uncharacterized. Lineage: Eukaryota; Metazoa; Nematoda; Chromadorea; Rhabditida; Ancylostomatidae. The transcript has 4 exons. The coding region runs from base 1 to 1005 and encodes 334 amino acids. The record is from RefSeq and is a predicted model, not a curated record.